This is a messenger RNA of Myzus persicae (green peach aphid), 2711 nucleotides long. RefSeq names its product zinc finger protein 664-like. NCBI's taxonomy places the organism in Eukaryota, Metazoa, Arthropoda, Insecta, Hemiptera, Aphididae. Gene Ontology annotation, cellular component: nucleus. The transcript is spliced from 4 exons. The record is from RefSeq and is a predicted model, not a curated record. The coding region runs from base 782 to 2290 and encodes 502 amino acids.
UACGCUCCUCGGCGCCGUCGCUCCGCUCCACAAAUCGAAAAUAUCCCUCGACUUGCUGUGCAACACCACCUCAAGUUGGUCACAGUGUAACCCCUGUUAUACCAGAGAACAACCACUCUUAUCAUUUUUCGGACGACUGUCAUCAAUAGAGUAAUAUUUAGCUGUCAUACACCGGAUUUAGGUAUUUUACCCUCGGGGUGAUUCCAAACAGGAUUGGAUAAUAUAACCUGGAUAAUAUAUUAUUACCUAUAGCCGUGGAUUGGAUACACGAUUAUAAAGAACUUAUAAGUUAUAAGAACUUAAAGUUCUUUAUAAUCGUGAUUGGAUAGAAAAACGCAGUAUCAACUGUUACAAAAUAUGAUUACGCAUAUUUGUUAUUUUUGAUAAGAAUGUUGUAUUUUUCAUAUUUGUAGCAUUGUGCACCUGAGCUAGCUUCACAAACAUCCGAAAUUUUUAACCAUUCCAGUAUUCAACCCUUGUAGUUUGUACUGUUUGUAGUCCAAUUUUUGUCUCUGUGAAUAUUUAACUUAAUCUUCAUCUGUUUUACGCUUUUUAAUUUUUAACCGAUUUUUCGUUUAUUUGUUGUUGAUUCUUGCGCCUAAAUUUUUAUUUUUAAGAGUUUCAUAUAAUUUGUGGGUGUAUCUCUUUUCAACGGUAUAAACUAUAAAGUAUGUGAGUACAAAAUACAAAUCAAAGAUAUCUAUGGUACAAAUUGAAUACCUAACUCAAUGUAUUCUAUGUGGCCAAUAACCAAAAAACACUAAACAGAACAUAGUUUAGUAUGGAGCCAUUAAGAACGUAUACUAGUGAUUCUACAAUAAAUUCCAAUUUCAGUUCUAGAAUGUUGACGAUUCCGCUGAUUAGAUGUGAUGAUCAAGCAUUUAAUAAAGCUAUUAAACAGGAAUAUAUUGAUUUUACAGAACAUAUUGUUGAUGAUGAAUUAUUACAAAGAGAAACUGAAGAAGUAAAAUCAAUGGAUACAGAAAUAAAAAAAGAAAUAGAUAUUAUUGAAGGUUAUAAAUUUGAAGGAAUAGUUGCAAUCGAAAGCCACACUUCAGAAUUCAUAACUCGUAUGAAUUCAGACGAGAGAUCUAACUUAGAAAAUCCUUUAACAUUCUUUUGUGAUAUCUGUGAUGAAUCAUCUUACAGUAAAUCACAUUUAAAACCCCCGUUACUUCUUUAUACUGGAAAAUGUCACCAUAAAUGUCGUACCUGUGAAAAAAGAUUUUGUCAAGCACAAUAUUUAGAAAUCCAUAUGAAAACACAUACCAGAAAAAAGUCAUAUAUUUGUGAUAUUUGUGAUGAAGUGUUUUUUCAUAAAAGAAGUUUAACAGUCCAUAUGAGUAAACAUACUGGUGAAUUGCCAUAUAAAUGUCAUAUCUGUGAUAAAAAAUUUCCUGUAUCGUCAUAUUUAAAAAGGCAUGCAAUAUUACACUCAGGAGAAAAGCGAUAUUGUUGUGGUAACUGUGAUCAAUCAUUUUAUCGAAAAGAAAGUUUAAAAGGGCAUAUUAGAACACAUACCGGAGAGAAGCCUUUUAAAUGUCAAAUUUGUAAUAAGGAGUAUUUUACAGCAUCAGUUUUAAGAAGGCAUAUAAAAAUACAUACAGGUGUAAAGCCCUAUAAAUGUGAAAUCUGUGAUAAAGGGUUUUCUCAUGUGGAAGUUUUAACAGUUCAUCAAAUAACACAUACAGGAAAAAAACCAUAUAAAUGUGCUACCUGCAAUAAACUGUUUUCUACAAAAUCAAAUUUAAAAUGUCAUACCACAACACAUACUGGAGAACGGUCGUAUAAAUGUCAUGUCUGUAAUAAAAAUUAUUCUACAUCGUCAUAUUUAAUAAACCAUAGAAGAGUACACACAGGAGAACGGCCAUUUAAAUGUCAUGUCUGUGAUAAAAGGUUUGCUCAAUCAGGUCAUUUGAAACGCCAUAUGAGAAUACAUACCGGAGAACGACCAUUUAAAUGUGGUAUCUGUGAUAAAGAGUUUGCUGCAGCAUCAAAUUUAAAACAUCAUACUCUAACACAUACUAGAGAAAAGCCAUUUAAAUGUGAUAAAUGUGAUAAAUGGUUUUCUAUGUUAACAAAUUUAAAAAAUCAUACCAGGACACAUACUGGAGAACGGCCAUUUAAAUGUCAAAUCUGUGAUAAAGGGUUUUCUACAUCAUCAAAUUUGUUAAACCAUACUAGAAUACAUACUAGAGAAAAGCGAUAUAAAUGUGAUAAGUGUGAUGAAGGGUUUUCUCGUGCUGAUACUUUUAAAUCCCAUUCAAAGAUACAUUCUGGAAAAAAAUGAUAAUAUACAUGUCAUAUCUGUGAUAAAAUUUGAGCUCAUGAAAUAUUCAGAUUUAAAAAAGCAUACAAAGACAUAAUAUACUGAAGAAGAGCUACAAUAAUGUCAUUUUUGUGAUGAAGUGUUUUCUUUUUUCAUGUCUGCAUGCAUGAAAGUGGUCGUUCUUAUUUGGAAUAUAGUUCUUCAAGUUAAACAAAGCGCACAAAAAGUUCUUCUAAACCCAUUAUAAAAACAUUUUUUUCAUAAAUAUAGUAGGUUUUUGUACAUAUUAUGUUGUUACUCUCAUUAGAAUGUUGAGUAACAGUAAAUUUAAGGAUUUUGGAUUAUACUUUUUCAAGUAUUUUUUUUUUUUUUAAAUUUAAUUUCCAUGUAACUAAAUAAGUGUAUGUCUACAUAUAAUAUAUUUUUAAGUUUUAAAAUUGAA